UCUCGUGUGUGCGUGUUGAUGUGUUUGUGUGCGAAUCGUUGCUCCGCGCAGGCAGCAGCCCGUGUUUGCGUGCGCCCGGGAGGUGCUGCCCUACUUCUGGGUGAGCCUCUCCGUGCUCUGGGAAGGCCGAGAGACGCAGGUGCACCGUACAGGGACCUUAUAAAGGGCCACAGCAGGAGCCCUGGAACUUCUGGUAGUUUGACCUUAAAACUGUGCUUGGCCAAAAGCUCUGCCGGUGUAAGAUAUUACGUUAGCAGUGUACGCUGCUGUCCUAUGCUCGUGUUUCUAUUCUACUGUAGAAUGGUUUGCGUUGGAGGGGACCUUAAAGAAGGGACCUUUCCAGCCGCACUGCUAUGGGCAGGGACACCUCCAACUAGAGCAGAUUGCUGAGAGCUCUAACCAGCCUGGUCUUGAACAUCUCCAGCGGUGGGGCAUCCACAGCUUCUCUGGGCAACCUGUUUCAGUGCCUGUGUGCUGGGUUCAGGUCUGCUGUCUGUAGCCUCCUUGCUAUCCCAGGGAUUUCAGUAGAUUUCUUCACAUUAAAGCUAUGGUAAUUGUAGUCUAAACAAAUCUGGGGGAGGAAAUCAUAUCCCCGGGCAUCUGGGAGGCAAGAAACCUUCUCUUGUUGGAAAGGCAGGAACUGUUUGUUCACAUCUUGGGAGAAGAAAUUUGGUGGCUUUCCCAGCGCAUACAAGAGGUAAUCAGACAAGAGUGUGUGGUGGCCUCUAUAUAAAGCAGCUCUUGAGUCUGUGGUGGAAUUUGUGUAGGCUAUUCCUUUGCCAUAGGAAAGAUCAUCACUAUUAGAUGCCAGACCAAGUUGCCAGCUGUGCUAAGCUGCAAACAAAAUGUCUAAGUAUAGGCUUAUUCUCUUAAGACAUGGGGAAGGAGCCUGGACCAAGGAGAAUCGCUUCUGCAGCUGGGUGGACCAGAAGCUGAGCAGUGAUGGGAUAAAGGAAGCUCAGAACUGUGGCAAACACCUUAAAGCACUGGGAUUUGAGUUUGACCUAGUCUUCACCUCUGUACUGAGCCGCUCCAUCCAGACUGCAUGGCUGAUCCUGGAAGAGAUGGGCCAAGAGUGGGUCCCCAUUCAGAGUUCCUGGCGGCUGAAUGAGCGUCACUAUGGUGCACUGAUCGGGCUCAACAGAGCAGAAAUGGCUCUGAAUCACGGGGAGGAGCAAGUAAAAAUAUGGAGGAGAAGCUAUGAUGUUACCCCACCUCCCAUAUCUGAAUCUCACCCUUACUAUGAAGUGAUAUACAAUGAUCGCCGCUAUAAAUGCAGUGAUGUCUCUCAGGAUAAUCUCCCAAAAGCUGAAAGUCUAAAAGAUGUGCUUGAUAGACUGCUUCCCUAUUGGAAUGAAAAGAUAGUGCCAGAACUAAAAAGUGGCAAAAUGAUUCUUAUCUCUGCUCAUGGUAACAGCAGCAGGGCGUUGCUGAAACACGUUGAAGGCAUCUCCGAUGAGGACAUCAUCAAUGUUACUCUCCCCACUGGUGUGCCCAUACUUCUUGAAUUUGAUGAGAAUUUGCACCCUCUGGGCCCUCACCAGUUUCUGGGUGAUCAAGAAGCUAUCCAAGCUGCCAUCAAAAAAGUGGAAGAUCAAGGGAAAGUAAAAUCUGUUGAGAAGUAAAAGGCCACUGACUAACACAGCUGUGUUCAAAGUGUGGUAGUAAGUGACAAUAUAUGUAUGACUGCUAGGUUGCACUGUGUGAAUGUCUCAAUUUCAGGCACUAAAUAAUUAGAAGGGACAAUUGUUGAGUCUCAGGUUAAUAGCUUAACCCUUUGCCUUUUCAAAAACUGGACUUUGGAUCACAAUAUGAGGUUAUCAGUACUGAAAACAGAAAUGAAAAGAUGAUUCAGGUAAUGGAAACUUGUAAAGCAGUCUACCCCAGAUCUGGGACUGAGGAUGGCCCAGUACAGGAAAAAAAGGGAUGUGUUAUUUUCGGCUACCAACAAUCAGUCCUAAUCUGUUAAAGAGAAAAGCACCAGCUUACUGGACUAAUUAAGUCCAGGUUGUUAUAGGUGCUAAAACUUUCUCAUUGUCAAAGUGGCAUCAGAUAACUCUGUUAUCAAUGGUGAUUCUUCUAUGUCAGCAGCAAUGACAAUUUGUUCUGAAUGGGUUUCCCUCAGUCUUUCAGAACACUUCCAGUUGGACAACUCUCUGCCUUUUGUUAUUUUGAGUCUUCCAUGGCCAUGCAUGAUACAGAGAAUUUUGUAGAGAUGUUCUGUUAUAUAUCAUAUUUGUCUUUUAUUACAGUAUAUUCCAUUUUUUUAAAGGAAUCUAGAUGGAAUUCCUUUUCCUCCAAAAUCUCUGCAAAGCCUAGCAUGACUGCAUUUUGCUGGCUUGCAGUAAUAGUAUCUAACUCAGACUUAAGUACACAAAAGAAGUUUCCUGCUCAGUGUUUAAAUUAUAUUGGAGCUCUUAGUGAGGUACCUGAAUACUUUUGAAACACUUCUGUAACAUUUACUAGAGGUUUGAUCAUCCCUUAGUCAAGUUAUUAGAAUAAUUCAUUAAAACUGAAUAUGUGUGUAUAUGUGUGUGUAUAUAUAUGUGUGUAUAUAUAUAUCAAUAAAACUGGAUAUAGGACUCCCCCCCCAAGCUUUCCUGAGUUACAAAGAUAUCCUGAUAAAUAUGUUUUACAGUAAUAUUACUGUGGCAUUAUCUGUAUCAAAUUCUCUGAAGGGCUGGAAGAGAUGUAUGAGGCAGGUAAGAAGUGUUACUGGGUACAGCUCAUUCAGCCAUUGUGCUUGUAGGGAGGGAUAUUCUGCCAAACCUGAGUCUGACCUUGCUGUUUUUUGGCACUGAUUUUGAUCAGUUCACACUGUGGUUGGGUGUCAUGUAGCAUGUAUGGCACUCUGAUGUUCUCUUUAUGUACACAAGCAUCAGGAUAAUUCCACUUUUGAAGAUUUGCUCUUAGUGUUACUUGCAAAUAUGAUACUGUUACUAAAAUUUAUAUCUGACCCACUGUCACAACAACUGAGCAUCUUGAUUCUGAGCUUGCAUACUGACAUGGGUGUCAUUUGUAUGUGUGCUGUUAGAGCUGAAUGUGUUCUCAGCAUGGCCCAGGUACAAAUAUUGAUGUUAAUGAGAAUUUCCUUGGUAUGAUGAUAGUAUAAACUUUUACAGUCCUAGGGUACGUGCUGCUUUGCAGUGAGCAGCUCUGUAACUUGCUUUGUGAGAGGAUGUUUUUUUGUUUUGAGGAGAGCAAUGUUGACAGUGUUUUGUGCCUCUGACAGUCUUCCUGAUAUGUCGAGCAAGACUUUCCAGGUCUGAUGCCAGGUCAGAGUACUGUAGUACAUAAUUGAUAAAAGAUUUCUUGCUAGAAGGCAAUUUCUCUUGCAUGAAUUAUGCUUGGGCUUCUCUUUGGUUUUGUUUUUGUAGCCCCUGCAGUAGGAACAAAAUUUCAUGUUUCUCUUUCGAAUGUAAAGCUGGUAGGUUUCCUCUUUCUUUGUACAAGAAAGGGGUUUUUUCAGUGUGGUGUGGUGGUGGUUUUUUUUUUUCCCUCUGAAAUACUUUUAGCAGCUUUUCUGCUACUUUAUUUGAUACUGACUUACUCAUUUAUGGGUUUUUAGUUUUCUGAGUGUAGAGUAACUCUGAAUCUUAGUUAAUACUUUACAAGUCAGUGUGACAGAGUUAGAUUGUUGAUCAGCAAAUGUUCACCUGUGAAUACCCUGAGAAGGGCCACUGGCACUCAAGUGAUUAAAUUCUUCCCCAAACAUUAUAUAAUGUGUAAAGUUUAAUAUCAAGUAAGAGUUACUGUAGACUUGUAAACAAGACUAGCAGAGCCACCUGUUGUCAGUGGAAACUGCAUGCAUCCAGAUGUGAGCAUACAGGCCAUGUCCAUAUCCCUUUGGCAUUAUGGUAUUGUAGUGUAGAACUUCUUCAGAACUUGAUGUGCAGCUGGAAUAUAUGUGGAAAUGAAACCAGCUAAACUGGGAGAUAUGCUCUCUCUUCCCCUUCUCUUAGAGAACCCAUGCUCUCUUCUGGGCAAUGGAAAGGUAAGGUAGACAAGUAAAUUUGGAGAGCAUUAUUAUAUCUUGCAGCUGAAUGGAUAAAAUUGAUCAAAACAUCCUUUCAAAGAGUCAUGGAGAGUAACAAAAGAACGCUAAUGUGAUGUUUUCAGGUGAUGCUGUUUUUACAAUGCUGCUUGAGAUGUGAAUAGUGACAGUGCCCUGGGAAGUUUGACUUGAUUGUGACUCCAGAGUGAUGACAGAGUUUUACAUGCAUAUCUGGCAGCAAUAACACCUCGCAAAAUUAUCAGAUGGAACCAACUGGGGAUUUCAUUGUGCUCCUUAAGAUUAUUUUAACACCUUGCAAUGCUUUGUUCUGAAUAACCUUUUAAUUAAAAUCCUGAUUCAUAAAACAUGUAUAUUGAAGAACAGAAACCAACUUCCAUCAACAGUGGCAUAAGGAUUGCUGAUCUUCAGGCAUAGCUACAUGAGAGGGAGACAUGAGAGUCUUGCUGGUGACUUUAGAGAUCAGUGGUUGGGAAGCAUUUUCCCCAUAUUUGAGUAUGCCUCAAAAUCCUAUAAGGUAACUGAUAUUUUACAGUUAACAUAAUGGAUGUGGUUAAUUUGAUUUGUUUAUGCAUUUUUAAUUUGUGGUUCAGUAACAGUAAUAGCUCUAGAUCCUCUUGAAAACCUUUGUAAAUAUGGAGUAGCUGGCAGGUUCUUUCUAGCACAAUAAAUUAAUCUGAAAUAGAA
Myiozetetes cayanensis is the source of this 4699-nucleotide messenger RNA. RefSeq names its product bisphosphoglycerate mutase (gene BPGM). Gene Ontology annotation, molecular function: intramolecular phosphotransferase activity. Gene Ontology annotation, biological process: glycolytic process. The transcript is spliced from 4 exons. Lineage: Eukaryota; Metazoa; Chordata; Aves; Passeriformes; Tyrannidae. Bases 846 to 1625 code for a protein of 259 amino acids. The record is from RefSeq and is a predicted model, not a curated record.